Eurypyga helias (sunbittern) is the source of this 626-nucleotide messenger RNA. RefSeq names its product ribosomal protein L11 (gene RPL11). The coding region runs from base 23 to 583 and encodes 186 amino acids. The transcript is spliced from 5 exons. The record is from RefSeq and is a predicted model, not a curated record. Gene Ontology annotation, cellular component: cytosolic large ribosomal subunit; ribosome. Gene Ontology annotation, biological process: translation. Lineage: Eukaryota; Metazoa; Chordata; Aves; Eurypygiformes; Eurypygidae. Gene Ontology annotation, molecular function: RNA binding; structural constituent of ribosome.
CCAAGGUGAAAAGGAGAACCCCAUGCGAGAGCUGCGCAUCCGCAAGCUCUGCCUCAACAUCUGCGUUGGGGAGAGCGGGGACAGGCUCACCCGAGCGGCCAAAGUGCUGGAGCAGCUGACGGGCCAGACCCCCGUCUUCUCCAAAGCACGAUACACUGUAAGAUCCUUUGGAAUCAGGAGAAAUGAGAAGAUUGCUGUUCAUUGCACGGUUCGUGGGGCCAAAGCAGAGGAAAUUCUGGAGAAGGGGUUGAAGGUGCGAGAAUAUGAGCUGAGGAAAAACAACUUCUCAGACACUGGGAACUUUGGCUUUGGAAUCCAGGAGCACAUCGAUCUGGGCAUUAAAUAUGACCCCAGUAUUGGUAUCUACGGCUUGGACUUUUACGUGGUGCUGGGCAGGCCUGGCUUCAGCAUUGCUGACAAGAAACGCAGGACUGGCAACAUUGGAGCCAAGCACAGAAUUGGAAAGGAAGAAGCCAUGCGCUGGUUUCAGCAAAAGGUAAAAUCCAUCUUUAUUUUUGCAUCCCAAGAGUUUACUAGCAAGGAUCAGCAAAAGUAUGAUGGCAUCAUCCUUCCUGGUAAAUGAGCAGUUCCUGUUGCCAAAAAAGAAAAUAAAUUUUUCUAACCCC